AUGGAGCCGUUGCGGUUGGAGCAGGAUAAGCUGGACAAGAAGGGUAGCCUGUCAAAGACGAUUGACCAUGUGCAAAAGACGAUCGAUUUACUCGUCGCCGCACGGCAAGCCAUAGCAGCUGAUGCGAGUGCCCGAGGGCCAACGCUGGCCAAACUGAAGCGACCGGUCAAGGCCUCACUAGAUCAAGUCAACUCGGACAUCAAGGACAUCUACUCGGCCCACAAGGACUACUCCAAAGCCUUAGAUAAGAAAUUCAAACCACAAGCGAUGCCUACUUCGCAACAUGACGCUCUCGCAUCACAACCCGCCCUCACCAAUCGUGCAAUAGCCAUGCAUCUCCUACGCGAAGGCCAGUUCAAUGUCGCCCAGACCUUUAUCGCCGAAGCAAACGCAAACCCAAAUACUGCCGCUACAAGAGAUGGCCAAGACGGAGAUAGCCUCAUGAAGGACAAUAACCCUACCCACAUCUACGACAUGGACCGUGACAGCGCUGGUGCCCUGCAGUCAAGCUUCGCCCACAUGUACCUUGUCCUGGACGCCCUACGUAACGACCACAAUCUGAAUCCUGCUAUCGACUGGGCUCGCCAACACAGCCAUCAACUCGACCUACGAGGCUCAAAUCUCGAGUUCGACCUAUGCCGUCUCCGCUUCGUCGAGCUCUACACCCAACACAACCCCGAUGAUCCCAUGUCUGGUCCAUUAAGAGCCCUCGAAUAUGCUCGCCACACCUUUCCCAACUUUUCCGCUCGCUACAUGCGCGAAACAUCCUCUCUACUGGGCUCUCUAGCCUUUGCUCCAGCCCUGACCUCCUCACCAUACAAGAGCGUCUUCUUCAACCACGACGCCUGGGAACACGCCGCAUCAAGCUUCAUCCGUGAAUUCUGCGCCAUGCUGGGCCUGAGUGAAAAAAGCCCCCUCUACACCGCCGCAACCGCCGGCGCCAUCGCGUUGCCCGUACUCGAAAAACUCGAGCGCGUCAUGGGUGAAGUCGGUGGCCAAUGGACCAGUGUCAAUGAACUCCCCGUUGAGAUCCCAUUGCCGCAUUCCUAUCUCUUCCACUCGAUAUUCGUGUGUCCGGUCAGCAAGGAACAAGGCACCGAUGCCAAUCCACCUAUGAUGUUGCCCUGUGGUCAUGUUAUCGCCAAGGAAUCACUGGAGAAGAUCAGUAGGGGAAACAAAAGAUUCAAGUGUCCGUAUUGUCCUGUCGAAGGACAUCCAAAGGAAGCCAGGAAAGUCUUUCUCUGA
Messenger RNA from Aureobasidium namibiae CBS 147.97, 1245 nucleotides. RefSeq names its product regulator of gluconeogenesis Rmd5. Bases 1 to 1245 code for a protein of 414 amino acids. The transcript has 4 exons. Gene Ontology annotation, biological process: proteasome-mediated ubiquitin-dependent protein catabolic process. NCBI's taxonomy places the organism in Eukaryota, Fungi, Ascomycota, Dothideomycetes, Dothideales, Saccotheciaceae. Gene Ontology annotation, molecular function: ubiquitin protein ligase activity; protein binding. Gene Ontology annotation, cellular component: GID complex; nucleus; cytoplasm. The record is from RefSeq and is a predicted model, not a curated record.